Molecule: messenger RNA, 15405 nt
Organism: Synchiropus splendidus (mandarinfish)
Lineage: Eukaryota; Metazoa; Chordata; Actinopteri; Syngnathiformes; Callionymidae
Gene: lrp2a
Product: low density lipoprotein receptor-related protein 2a
Exons: 82
Coding region: 292-14307 (4671 amino acids)
Molecular function (GO): calcium ion binding; protein binding
Source: RefSeq, a predicted model, not a curated record
CUGAUACAGUAAGUAGUUCGUGGUGCGACCAUUAGCUGUGCAACGUCCACUGCAAGCAUUUUAUAUAGUGAGAAAGACACAUGACAGUAGACAAACGAAAGGUCAUGGGGACAAGUCGGGGCCCCAGUGGAUUUAGCCCGGGUUGGGGGAGCGGCUGUCCGCGUCUUUGUCCACGCCCCCUACUUGAUCAACUUGCUGGCCGCGGGGAUUGAGAGGAAACCAGCAGCAGCAUCCGAACUCCAGUCCUGCGGCUCCUCCAUCUGCACAGCGGAGCUGGACGGACCAGCCAGAAUGCGGAGAGCACGGCUUCUAAAACUCCUUUUCGUCUGCGCAUACUGGGUCAACUGGUGCGACUGUGAAGGAUGUGAAUCGUGGGCGUUCAGCUGUGGGAUGGGACGAUGCAUCCCAGAGGAGUGGAAAUGUGACGGGACGUCCGACUGUUCGGACGGCUCAGACGAACAUGGCUGUCCUCUGAUAACGUGCAGCCAAAGUGAAUUCCAGUGUGCGACAAGCGGGGAGUGCAUUCCUGCCAGCUGGGUGUGUGACAAUGACGAAGACUGUGAAGACGCUUCAGAUGAGAGACAACAUUGUGCUGGUUGGACGUGCAGCAGCAGUCAGUUCACCUGUGAUAACGGCCUCUGCAUCCCAGAGAGUUACCACUGUGACCGUUUGUCUGACUGCUCAGAUGGGUCAGAUGAAAGAAACUGUCAUUAUCCUGAGUGCUCACAGCUGAGAUGUGCUAAUGGGGCGUGCUAUAACCGAACACAGCGGUGUGACCAGAUAAUGGACUGCCGUGACGGCUCUGACGAGGCCAACUGCACACAGCAAUGCAACGCAGGUCUCUUCACAUGUCAUAAUGGCCUGUGCAUCCCACACCGCUACGUCUGUGACCACGACGAUGACUGUGGAGACCAGAGCGACGAGCUUAGCUGCUCUUAUCCCCCCUGUAAGGGAAACUACUUCACUUGCCCGAGUGGUCGCUGCAUCCACCCUGUUUGGCUUUGCGAUGGCGAGGAUGACUGUGGCGACAAUACAGACGAGAAAGGCUGUGGAAAUGCACCACGACAGUGUUAUCCUGGAGAAUGGUCAUGCGCGUCCUCUGGUCAGUGUAUUUCAAUGGAUCAGCUUUGUGAUGGGAUUCUUCACUGCCCUGAUGGAGAAGAUGAAAGCAACAUCUCGGCCAGCCGCAACUGCAGCAUCUGGAGGUGUUCUGCUCUGAGCUGUGAGCAUCAGUGCCACCCGUCCCCUGAUGGAGGAACAUGUUUCUGCCCCGCCGGAUAUGUUGUCAAUGCCGAUGACAAUCGCUCAUGUAUUGACUUUGAUGACUGUUCAAUGUGGGGGGUGUGUGACCAGCUAUGUGAGGACCGCAUCGGCUCCCACCACUGCAGUUGCAAUGAGGGCUACGUCCUUGAGCAGCACAGACACUGUCGCGCCAACAUUGCCUCUGGAGCACCUUCCUUGGUGUUUUCCAAUGGGAGAGAUUUGCUUGUCGCUGACAUCCAUGGCCAUAAUCUGCGCACAUUAGUCGAGUCUCAAAACAGAGGGAUUGCCUCUGGAGUGGACUUCCAUUUCAACCUCCAAAAGAUCUUCUGGACAGACACGAUUCAAAAUAAGGUGUUUUCCGUAAACAUGGACGGGACAAAUAUCCAGGUGGUUUUAAAUGUUUCGGUCGACUCCCCUCUGAACGUGGCGGUGGACUGGGUGAACGAUAAACUUUACGUGGUGGAAUCCAGCGUCAACAGGAUCGACAUGGUUGACCUGGACGGGAGCAACCGAGUCACGCUCAUCACAGAAAACCUUGGAAUCCCUCGAGGACUGGCAGUGGACCCCACUGUUGGGUAUAUGUUUUUCUCAGAUUGGGAGGCUUUGAAUGGGCAUCCGAGUCUUGAGCGUGCAUUCAUGGACGGAACCAAUCGCUACGGCAUCAUCAGGACUAAGCUGGGCUGGCCCUCCGGGAUCACAUUAGACAUCGAGGCCAAGCGUGUGUAUUGGGCUGAUAGUCGAUAUGAUUACAUUGAAACGGCAACAUAUGAUGGCCUCCACCGAAAAACAGUCAUCCACGGAGGGGCCGUCAUCCCUAGUCCAUUUGCCAUCAGCCUGUUUGAAAACCAGGUCUAUUUUACCGACUGGACGAAGAUGGCUGUGCUGAGAGCCAACAAGUUCACAGACAGAACAUCUGAAGUUGUGUACUCCUCACCCAAUCGUCCACAAGGUUUGGCUGUGAUUCACUCGCUGAAACAGCCCCAUGUGCCGAAUCCUUGCGCUGAAAACAGAGGUGGAUGUGAGCAGAUCUGUGUGCUGAGUCACAAGACAGACAACGACGGGCUGGGUUACCGAUGCAAGUGCCGUCUUGGCUUCGACCUGCAUGUAGACGGCAAGCAAUGUUUGGCUGUGAGGCAGUUCCUACUGUUCUCCAGCCAGCUGGCUGUCCGAGGGAUCCCCCUCAACAUCUCCUCUCAAGAGGACAUCAUGCUGCCCAUCACUGGAGCUCCAUCCUACUUUGUCGGACUGGACUUUAGUGCUGCUGAUGACGCUAUCUUCUUCUCCGACACUGCCAAAGAUAUUAUCUACAUGCAGAAAGUGGAUGGGACUGGCAGGGAGGUGCUGGCAGCCAAUAGAGUGGAGGGAGUGGAUGACCUGGCUUACGACUGGAUUUCCAAAAACCUCUACUGGACUGACCCCCGAUACCGGAGCAUAUCAGUCAUGAAGUUAUCUGAUAAGUCUCGGAGGGCUAUCGUGCAGAACCUCAACAACCCCAGAGCCAUUGUGGUGAAUCCUAUUGUUGGUUAUAUUUUUUGGACCGACUGGUACCGCCCUGCCAAGAUAAUGCGAGCCUGGGGGGACGGGUCGCACGCCAGGCCGAUUGUUAACACCACUCUGGGGUGGCCAAACGGUCUGGCUAUCGACUGGAGCUCGAUGCGCCUUUACUGGGUCGACGCUUACUUUGACAAGAUCGAGCACAGCGGUUUUGAUGGAAAGAACAGGGUGACCUUGGACCGCAUUGACCAAAUCUCUCGUCCAUUCGGGCUUACCAUAUUUGAAGGCUACGCAUAUUUCACCGACUGGCGCCUGGGUGGAAUUGCACGAGUGCGAAAGACUGACGGUGGGGAGUUUACUUUCAUCCGGAGAGGAAUCAGCCACAUCAUGCAUGUGAAGACGUUCAACACCCACACUCAGAUCGGUUCAAACUUCUGCAGCAGGCCCACAAAUCCUAACGGAGACUGCAGCCACUUCUGCUUCCCUGCUCCGGACUCGCAGAGAGUGUGUGGUUGUCCGUAUGGCAUGAAGCUGGCGCCCAACCAGCAGACGUGCGUGGAGGACCCUUUCAAUGAGCCCCCUAUGCUGCAGUGUGGCGCCAACUCCUUCUCCUGUGGCAACGGCAAAUGUGUACCAAGCAGCUACAAAUGCGAUGGUGUUGACGACUGCCAUGACAACAGUGAUGAAGACAACUGUGGCACUAACAACAGCACCUGUUCCCCUUUUGCAUUCACAUGUGCCAAUCAGCAGUGCGUGCCAGCGUCAUGGCGCUGUGAUGGGCACAAUGACUGUCUUGACAACACUGAUGAAAGUAACUGCCCGACCCGGCUGCCUGCGACAUGUGCACCGCACCAGUUCACAUGCGCCAACCACCACUGCAUCCCCAACACCUGGCGCUGUGACACAGAUAACGAUUGUGGAGACGGCUCGGAUGAAGAGGACUGUCAUCAAGGUCAAGCAUGCCAACCAGGCCAGUUCCAGUGCCCUGACCACCGCUGCAUUGAUGCUACAUUUGUUUGUGACGGGGACAGAAACUGUGUGGACGGAGCGGAUGAGCAAGGAUGCAUCUACAACUGCAGUGCUACUGAGUUUAAGUGCACCAGCGGCCACCAUUGUAUCAACGGCUUCUACCGAUGUGACGGAGUCUUCGAUUGCCUUGACAGGUCCGAUGAGCAAGGCUGCCCCACAAGGCCGCCAGGAAUGUGCCAUCACGAGUCCGAGUUCCAGUGCCAGUCUGAUGGAAGCUGCAUCCCUUCCACCUGGGAGUGCGACGGCCACCCUGACUGCGAGGACGGCAGCGACGAACACAACUCCUGCGCACCUCGCACGUGCCCCUCCAGCCUCUUCCGCUGUGACAACGGCAACUGCGUGGUUAGGAGCUGGCUUUGUGACGGGGACAACGACUGCAGGGAUAUGAGCGACGAAAGAGACUGCCCACCUCCCCCCUUCCGCUGCCCAAGCUGGCAGUGGCAGUGCCCCGGCCACAGCGUGUGUGUCAACAUCUCAAACGUGUGCGACAAUACGCCCGACUGCCCGAAUGGCGCGGAUGAGUCUCCAGUCUGCAAUGAGCCUCUGCCAGAUCAGGAGACUUGCCUGGACAACAAUGCAGGCUGCACACAUGGCUGUAUUCAAGGGCCUUUCGGGGCUCAGUGUACUUGCCCUGUGGGUUAUCAGCUGAGCAAUGAUUCCAAAACCUGUGUGGACAUCGAUGAGUGUGACCCCCCUGGUCUGUGCAGCCAGCACUGCUUUAAUGAGCGCGGCUCCUUCCGCUGCCACUGCCAGGACGGUUACACUCUGGAAGAAGAUCAGCGAACAUGCAAGGCCUCAGCUUCCCGAGAUGCCGCUUUGCUAGUGGCCAGUCGAAAUCAGAUUGUGAAAGAUGACAUCACCAUCCAACCCAAUGCUGUGCACUCGCUGGUUCGGGAUGGACACAACAUCAUUGCCCUAGAUUUUGACUCAGUCACAAACCGUGUGUACUGGUCCGACACAAGCCAGGAUCGAAUUUGGAGCGCCAACAUGAAUGGCAGUGACAGGAGUGUGAUAUUUGACAGUGGCGUGACCGUCACUGAGAGCCUGGCUGUUGACUGGGUGGGCAGGAAUUUGUACUGGUGCGACUUUGUUCUGGAGACAAUUGAAGUGUCCAAACUGGACGGAAGUCAUCGCACAGUGUUGCUCAGUCAAAAUGUCACCAAUCCCCGAGGCCUGGUUCUGGACCCAAGAGACAGCGCUCAUCUGAUGUUUUGGACUGACUGGGGGAAAAACCCUCGCAUUGAGAGGGCCAGCAUGGACGGAAAAUUCAGGACUGUCAUUAUCAGUCAAAAACUGUACUGGCCCAACGGUUUAACGAUAGAUUACCCAAAUAAUUUGUUGUACUUUGCUGACGCCUACUUGGAUUUCAUCGACUAUUGUGAUUACAACGGCAACAACAGACAUCAAGUCCUGGCGAGUGACCUGGUACUGCAACAUCCUCAUGCCAUCACCAUCUUUGAGGAUUUCGUGUAUUGGACCGACCGAUAUAUCAACCGUGUGAUGAGAGCUCACAAGUGGCAUGGAGAGAACCAGACAGUGAUGUUGUUCAACCUGCCUCAGCCCAUGGGCCUCGUGGCGGUGCAUCCAGCAAGACAACCUGCAGGUGUAAAUCAUUGUGCCCAGAGCCAGUGUUCUCAUAUCUGCCUGCUCUCAGCUGAGGGACCAAGGUACUAUUCAUGUGCUUGUCCCUCUGGCUGGAUGCUGGCUGAAGACCAAACUACCUGCAGCAGAGUGGAAGAGCCAUUCUUAGUGGUUGUUAGAGACAGCGUCAUCUAUGGAAUAUCCUUGAACCCAGAAGACAAGACAAAUGACGCCAUGGUUCCGGUUGCUGGGCUUCAGAACGGCUACGAUGUCGACUUUGAUGACACUGACCAAUACAUCUACUGGGUGGAGCAUCCAGGAGAGAUCCACAGGGUGAGGUCGGAUGGAACCAACAGAACAGAGUUUGCACCUGCAGCCGUCCUGGGAUCUCCUGUUGGUCUGGCUUUGGACUGGAUCACAGAAAACCUCUACUACACCAAUCCAUCGACACAGUCAAUUGAGGUUUUGAAGUUGAGAGGAGAGGCACAAUACCGGAAAACUCUAAUCACGAAUAAUGGCUCUCCAACUGGUGCUGGCAGUCCAGUUGGCAUCGCCGUGGACCCAGCACGUGGGAAACUUUACUGGACUGACCAAGGAACAGAGAGUGGCAUUCCUGCCAAAGUGGCGUCUGCUGACAUGGACGGCUUGAACCCCGUCACCCUCUUCACCAAUAACCUGGAUCAUAUCGAGUUUCUGACUGUGGACAUUCAGGAGAACAAGUUGUACUGGGCUGUGACCAGCACUGGCAAGAUUGAGCGUGGGGAUACCGAUGGGACGAAUCGCAUCACCAUCGUGACUGGUCUCUCUCACCCCUGGGGUGUGGCCGUCUAUCAGAACUACCUCUAUUUCAGCGACCGUGACUUUGAGGUCAUAGAGCGUGUGGACAAGUCCACUGGUGGCAACAGAGCUGUCCUGCGAGACAACAUAUCUGGUCUCAGAGUUCUGAAGGUUCAUCAUAGAGACACCUCUGCUGGCACCGCAAACGGAUGCUCAAACAACAUGGGUGUGUGUGAGCAACUGUGUCUACCUAGACCGAGGAGUUUGUUCACUUGCGGGUGCGCUACUGGUUUCCAACUCAAUACUGACAACAGAACCUGCGUCCCCUACCAUUCCUAUGUGGUCAUCUCCACGCUAUCUGCCAUUAAGGGCUUCAGUCUUGAAGGUGCUGACCAUUCAGAGGCUAUGGUGCCGGUGGCAGGAAGAGGCAGAAAUGCCCUGCACAUCGAUGUGCAUAUGGCUUCUGGUUUUAUCUACUGGUGUGACUUCAGCAGCUCCGCUGCAGGCCAGAAUGGCAUCAGACGUAUCCGGCCAGAUGGCUCUGGAUUUCAAAGUGUAGUUACAUCUGGAAUUGGACGCAACGGGAUCCGGGGCAUUGCCAUGGACUGGGCUGCAGGAAACCUGUAUUUCACAAAUGCCUUCUUCACGGAGACCUACGUGGAAGUUGUCCGCCUGAACACAACCUAUCGCAGAGUUAUUUUGAAGACCCAGGUUGACAUGCCGAGACACAUCGUGGUAGAUCCCAGGAAUCGUUACCUGUUCUGGGCCGACUACGGUCAGAACCCUAAAAUAGAGCGAGCCUUCUUGGAUGGGACCAACCGCACCGUUUUGGUGUCAUCGGGAAUUAUCACACCACGAGGCCUAGCACUGGACUGGCAAACUGGCUAUGUGUACUGGGUGGACGACUCCUUGGAUAUGAUCGCCCGCAUCAACCCACAAGGAGGAGAGGCAGAGGUUGUCCGAUAUGGCAGUCGCUAUCCGACACCUUAUGGGAUCACAGUCUUUGAAAAUAGCAUCAUAUGGGUGGACAGAAACUUAAAGAAGGUCUUCCAAGCUAGCAAGGAGCCCGGCAGCUCAGAGCAGCCGGCUGUCAUCCGAGACAACAUCAACAUGCUGCGAGACAUCACCAUCUUUGACCAGCACACUCAACCCACCUCAGCUCAGGAGCUGAACUUCAACCCCUGCAUGGAAGCUAACGGUGGCUGUGAGCACUUCUGCUUUGCUCUUCCAGAGGCUGCUUCUGGAAACCUAAACAUGAAGUGUGGCUGUGCUUUUGGAAAUCUUGCUGCUGAUAACAAAAGCUGCGUGGUGUCUAAAGACAAUUACCUCAUCUACACCACUGAGAGCACAGUUCGCAGCCUGAGGUUGGACCCGGAAGAUCACGCGCUGCCGUUCCCCGUUGUCAACGUGCCGCGAACUUCAGUUGCCCUGGAUUUUGACCACUCAGACAGUCGGAUCUAUUUCACCCAAAGCUCCGGUGCAGGUGCAAGCAAGAUCAGCUUCAUCAGUCUGCUCUCUCCAACGUCUCCUCCAGUUGAGGUGGCUUCAGAUUUGGGGGCUCCUGAUGGCAUUGCCUACGACUGGAUUAAUAAAAGAAUUUACUACAGUGACUACGUGAACCAGAGCAUCAGCUCCAUGUCUGUGGACGGCUCUCACAAGACUGAAGUUGCUCAUGUGUCCAGGCCGAGGGCGAUCAUGUUGGACCCGUGCAGAGGGUACAUGUACUGGACAGACUGGGGAACCCACGCAAAGAUCGAACGUGCCACUUUAAGCGGAAACUUCAGAACCGACAUCGUGAACAGCAGUCUGGUGUGGCCCAAUGGACUGACCCUGGACUACGAGGAGGCAAGGCUGUAUUGGGCUGAUGCAAGCUUACAGAAGAUCGAGCGUUCCUCUCUCAGCGGCUCCAACCGAGAAGUCAUUGUUAGCACGGCCAUCUACCCCUUUGCCAUGAGUAUGUUUGGACAGUUCAUUUAUUGGACCGACUGGAACACGCGCAGCAUUUACAGGGCCAACAAGCACGAUGGCGCUGAUCAAAAGGUCAUGAUUCAGAACCUUCCAUCCCGGCCCAUGGACAUCCAUGUGUUGGCCGGCAGGAAGCAACAGCAAUGUGACAGCCCCUGCCAGCAGUUUAAUGGAGGCUGCAGCCACAUCUGCACACCAGGUCCCAAUGGAGCAGAGUGUGGCUGUCCGUCCGAGGGCCGCUGGUAUCUGGCUGACAACAAACACUGCAUUCAAGAUAACGGGAAUCGCUGCCAACCCGGCCAGUUUACCUGCAUGAACGGCCGCUGUAUCCGGGCCCAGUGGAAAUGCGAUAAUGACAACGACUGCGGUGACGGCAGUGAUGAAUUGGAGAGAGUCUGUGGACCCAAGACUGCUUUCGAAUAUGUUGUCCCACAAGUGAUGUCAGCAUUUAUAGCUUUGUCAGCCUUCCACACUUGUGAGCCAACCGUCUUCACCUGUGGGAAUGGCAAAUGCGUGCCCUACCACUACCGCUGCGACCACUACGAUGACUGUGGGGACAACAGCGAUGAGGCUGGUUGUCUGUUCAGACCAUGUGACCCAGGCACAGAGUUCGCUUGCAACAAUGGCCGCUGCAUUGCUAAAGAGUAUCUCUGUGACGGGAUCAACAACUGCUUUGACAAUGGCACUUCAGACGAGCAAAAUUGCCCUGAGAGAACCUGCCAGCCGGAGCACACAAAGUGCCAGUCGACCAACAUUUGUAUCCCGCGUUCUUAUCUGUGUGAUGGAGACAAUGACUGCGGAGACAUGAGCGAUGAGAGUCCAACUCACUGUGCGGUGUCCACUUGUUCCCCUAAUGAGUUCCGCUGCUCCAGCGGUCGCUGCAUCCCGGCACACUGGUACUGUGACGGAGGGGCCGACUGUGCCAACGGUUCUGAUGAGCCCGCGUCCUGCACCACUCUGCUCAGAACUUGCAACACAGAUCAGUUCCGCUGCGAUGACGGCAGGUGUAUCUUCUCAUCCUGGAUCUGUGAUGGAGACAACGACUGUGGCGACAUGAGUGAUGAAGACCAGCGACACAACUGUGCCAAUCGCACAUGCUCGAGCUCAGAGUUCACAUGUGUGAACAACCAGCCGCCCCAGCGUAAAUGCAUUCCCCGUGACUGGCUGUGCGACGGUGACGCAGACUGCGCCGAUGCUCUGGAUGAGCACCAGAACUGCACGCAGAGGUCCUGCGGUGUCAAUGAAUUCACCUGUGGAAAUGGCCUUUGUGUACGCAGCACCUACAGGUGCGAUCGCCGCAACGACUGUGGGGACAGCAGCGACGAACAAGGCUGCACCUACGAGCCGUGCCAGCAGCACCAGUUCACCUGCCAGAACGGCCGCUGUGUGUCUCAUGCCUUUGUCUGUGACGGAGACAACGACUGCGGUGAUGAAUCCGAUGAGCUGCAGCAAAUGUGUCACACACCAGCGCCCACCUGUCCCCCCGGACAGUUCCAGUGCGACAACGGUCACUGCAUCUCCCUCAGCUUGGUGUGCGACCGAAACGACGACUGCUCUGACAGCAGUGAUGAGAAAGGAUGUGGUAUCAACGAGUGCACGGACCCCACUAUCCGCCACUGUGAUCACAGCUGCACUGACACUCCCACCAGUUUCAUCUGCACCUGUCGCUCCGGAUACCACCUGAUGUCCGACAGGAAGUCAUGCGACGACAUCAACGAGUGCACAGAGACGCCCGGUGUGUGCAGCCAGUUGUGUGAGAACACGCUGGGAUCCUACAUCUGCAAGUGUGCACCCGGGUACCUGCGGGAGCCAGAUGGACGCAGCUGCCGUCAGAACAGCAACAUCCAACCGUACCUGAUCUUCAGCAACCGUUAUUAUCUGAGGAAUCUGUCCAUAGACGGACAGGACUACUCUCUCAUCCUGCAGGGCCUGACCAGUGUGGUGGCCUUGGACUUUGACCGUGUCGAAAAGCGCUUUUAUUGGAUCGAUGUCAGCCGCAGAGUGAUCGAGAGAAUGUUCUUCAACGGCAGCGGCAGGGAGGUGUUGGUCAGCGGGGUUCUGCACGGGGAAGGUCUUGCUGUUGACUGGGUGGCGCGGAAACUCUACUGGGUUGAUAGUUUCCUGGACUGUCUGAAGGUGUCUGAACUGGACGGACGCUUUGUGAGAAAGCUGGCGGAACACUGCGUGGAUGACAACAACACGUACUGCUUUGAAAAUCCCAGGGCCAUCGUGCUGCAUCCUAAAUACGGCUAUGUGUACUGGACUGACUGGGGUGAGAAAGCUUUCAUUGGUCGGCUCGGGAUGGAUGGAUCGAACAAAACUGCCGUCAUCACUAGCAAGCUGGCGUGGCCCAAUGGCAUCACGAUCGACUACACAAACGAUAUGCUGUACUGGUCCGAUGCUCAUCUCAACUACAUUGAGUUCUCUGACCUCGAUGGUCAACACAGACACACUGUCUAUGAUGGAAACUUGCCUCACCCCUUCGCCAUCACCGUGUUCGAAGACACUGUCUACUGGACCGACUGGAACACACGCACCGUCGAGAUGGGCAACAAAUACGACGGGUCGGGCCGGCAGGUUCUUGUCAACACCACCCACCGACCAUUCGACAUCCACGUGUGCCACCCGUACCGGCAGCCCAUAGUCACUAAUCCCUGUGCGGUCAACAAUGGAGGAUGUUCUCACCUGUGCCUCAUUAGUCACGGAGGCCGAGAACACCGCUGCGAGUGUCCGGAUCACUUCCAGACUCUCCAGAUCGGAGGUGCGACCAGAUGCCUGCCCAUGUGCACCAGCACCCAAUACAGAUGUGCUAAUAACGAACGAUGUAUCCCCAUCUGGUGGAAGUGCGACGGCCAGAGCGACUGCAGGGACGGUUCCGAUGAGCCGCCGACCUGCCCCGUGCACCACUGCAGACUGGGCCAGUUCCAGUGCAGCGAUGGAAACUGCACACGUCCACAAUUUCUGUGCAACAGCAACCCCGACUGCCCCGACGGCUCGGAUGAAGACCCCGUGCUCUGUGCCACACACCAGUGCGAAACCCACCAGUGGCAGUGCUCAAACAAGCGAUGCAUUCCCGAGUCGUGGCAGUGUGACGGCGAGGACGACUGCGGCGACCAGUCUGAUGAAGACCCGUCGCACUGCGCCACCAGAACCUGUCCGCCCCGACAAUUCAAGUGUCGCAAUGGACGCUGCAUCCCUGAGAGCUGGAAAUGUGACCUGGAUGAUGACUGUGGAGACUAUUCUGAUGAACCCUUAGAGGAGUGCAUGGGACCCGCCUAUCGUUGUGACAACCACACGGAGUUCAGCUGCAGGACCAACUACAGAUGUGUGCCCAUGUGGCUCGUGUGCAACGGCAACAACGACUGUAGAGACAACAGCGACGAACAGGGUUGUGAGGACCUGACCUGUCAUCCUGUCGGCGACUUCCAGUGUGACAACCAUCGUUGCAUCCCACUCAGGUGGAAAUGUGACGGAGACAACGACUGCGGGGACAACUCAGAUGAACGAAGUUGCACACCACGUGCGUGCACGGAGAGCGAGUUUCGUUGCAGUAAUCUGCGGUGCAUUCCCGACCGUUGGGUCUGUGACCAUGACAACGACUGUGAGGACAACUCAGAUGAAAGGGACUGUGAGCUACGCACUUGUCAUCCUGGUUAUUUCCAGUGUGGCAGUGGACACUGUGUUGCGGAACGCUUCAAAUGCGAUGGCAAUGCCGACUGCUUGGACUUCACUGACGAGACAACGUGCCCUCCUCGCUUUUCAAAUGGCACCUACUGCCCACCAUCUCAGUUCGAGUGCACGAAUCACAUGUGCAUUCAGCCCAAUUGGAAAUGCGAUGGCGACAACGACUGCGGAGACAAUUCGGAUGAGGAGCUUCGGCAUUGCCUGGAUAUCCAGUGUGAGAGUCCAUUCCGGUUUCGCUGUGAUAAUAACCGCUGCGUUUACAGUCACGAGCUGUGUAAUUCUGUCGACGACUGUGGCGACGGCUCUGACGAGAGACCAGAGAACUGCCAAAGUCCCACUCAUGGCCCGUGCACUGACCAAGAGUACAAGUGUGGGAACAGUCAGUGCAUCCCACUGGAGUACGCCUGUGAUGACUACGACGACUGUGGGGACCAGACAGAUGAGCUUGGCUGCCACCAGCGCAGCAGCCACACCUGCAGCGACAAGAUCUGCGAGCACAACUGCACUGACCUGACGGACGGCGGCUUCCUCUGCUCCUGCAUGUCCGGCUUCAAGCCCAAAUCCACAGAGAAGCACAGUUGUGAAGAUAUAAAUGAGUGCGAGGUGUUUGGGAUCUGCCCACAGCAGUGUAAGAACACAAAGGGAAGCUACGAGUGUUUCUGCGCCGAGGGGUUCGUCUCGUACGGAGAACCGCAUGGCACGGAGUGUGCAGCCCAAGGAAACCCUCCAGUGCUGCUGCUGCCAGAUAACGUCCGCAUCCGCCGGUUCAACCUCUCAUCAGAGGAAUAUUCUGAUUACGUGGAUAAUGCUGAGCACAUCCAAGCUUUGGACUACCUGUGGGAUCCCGACAGAGACGGCCUCAGUAUUGUUUACUGGACCGUCCUGGGUCGGGGCUCGCACUUUGGGUCCAUCAAACGGGCUUAUAUGACUACUUUCAAUGAUCAUGGAAACAACCCAGUGAAGGAUGUUGACCUGAACCUGAGAUACAUUUCCAACCCGGAGGGAAUCGCUGUGGACUGGGUCGGCGGGCACAUUUACUGGACCGAUUCUGGCACCAAUCGGAUUGAAGUAGCCAAACUGGACGGGCGGUACCGGAAGUGGUUGAUCCACAGCGACCUGGAACAACCAGCCGCUAUUGUUGUCAACCCUGCUCUUGGGAUGCUUUACUGGACCGACUGGGGCCGCACUCCUAAAAUAGAGUCGGCAUGGAUGGACGGCCAACACAGACAGUUGCUGGUCGACGACCAGGACCUCGGCUGGCCCACUGGACUGGCCCUCGACUACAUGAAUGGAAACAGGAUCUACUGGUGCGACUCCAAAGAAAACAUCAUAGAAUCCAUAAAGCCCGAUGGCACCGACCGGAAGGUCAUCAUAUCAGGAGAUAUUGGGAAUCCCUACAGCCUGGAUCUGUUCGAGGGACACGUGUACUGGACCACUAAAGAGAGAGGAGAAGUGUGGAGGACCAACAAGUUUGGAAGCGGAAGUAAAACCAAAGUUCUGACCAUCAACCCCUGGCUGACCCAAGUCCGGAUCUACCAGGAACACCGCCAUAACCAAUCAGUGCCAAACCCAUGCAAGAGCAUGUGCAGUCACCUGUGUCUCCUGCGGCCGGCCGGAUACACCUGCGCUUGUCCACAGGGCUCUGCUCCUCUGGACUUCGACUCCACUCAGUGCGAUGCAGCCAUCGAACCUCCUGUCCCGAUGCCUGUUGCAUGCAGAUGCAUGAACGGUGGAACCUGCUACACCGAUGAAGGUGGUUUGCCCAAGUGCAAGUGUCCAUAUGGCUACAUGGGUCGGUUCUGUGAAAUUGGAAGUUCAAAGAGAGUUCCACCAGGCACCGCUGUUGCCGUUCUACUGGCAGUCAUCAUUGUCCUGAUCACCGGAGCCCUGGCCGCCGGGCUUUUCCUUAACUACAGACGAACUGGGUCCCUCAUCCCGUCGAUGCCAAAGCUGCCCAGCCUCAGCAGUUUGGUCAAGUCCAGCGACACAGGCAACGGUGUGAUGUUCCACUCGGGUGACGAUGUGGACCUGGGUCCGUCACGUCUCGGCGUGUCAUUCAUUGACACGACGGUGCAGAUGGGCGACAAUUAUGCCUUACAAGUGGGGAGGAAGCCUGUCACGUUUGAGAACCCGCUGUACGCCUCCGCUGAAGGAGCUCCCGGCGACCCUGCUGUCAUCCAUGCCACACAGGUGACGGUCAACAUGGGCGGUGAGCAGCUCCAGAACAACUUUGAGAACCCGGUGUACCGAGCAGACCAGCCAGCAGGUGUGGUCAACACCACGUCUGCGGUCAGUGCGCCUGUGGAGGAGUCAAAGUGGGGCUUCUUUAAGCGGAAGCUGAAGCCGAGCACAACCUUUGAAAACCCUUCAUAUUCAGAGAUGAAGGAUGAGAGGCCAGCGGGACACCACCCCGUCUCCAAACCCUCUAAAAAGGAGCGGCCCAGCGCCUUCUCGCCCACAGAGGACUCCUUCAAGGACACGGCCAGCCUGGUCCGAGAGGACAGCGAUGUAUAACCCUCUGACACCGAGGGGAAUCCAGCGAAAACACACUUUGCACAGAAUUUAUUUUUUUAUGCAGACUGUGUAGAACUAUCUAAUCCAGACACACAUUUAUGAAGAGAUACGCCUCUCGCGUGACUUUGCCUUCCACAUUUCUUACGCCAUUUCUUCUUGUUUUUCUCUAUUCUAAUGUACAAAAUGUAAAUCUUUGCACAGACGCUGCUGAUAGACAUGUGGAUAAAUGUGUUAUAUAUUUGUAAAUUUGGACAGAUUUUGUCAGAAGUACCUUCACAGUUACGCAGACGAAGUUUCCACAGCAAAAUUGGAGAUGUUGUCGGUUCAUGCUUAUAUACCUCAACACUUUCAGGGCUGGCAAAUUCAAAUUCUACUAUUCAACAGAGGCGAGGGAACUGAGCCUGGGCUUGUGCUUUUAGUCCAUAUUUGCGCACAAAUGGAAAAUAUGAAAAGUGCCUAUCGUUGAGCAUCGACAUCUUGAAAACGUGAACCCAUCCUCUCAUCUCACCUCUACACACCCUCCUUGUUUGGCUCUUUAGUGGACAGACAGUCAUUUUACAAGGAAGGGCAAUCAGACCUACUGUUUUAUCUUUGAUCAAAAUCUGCGGCUGCGGAGGCAGAUUUUCAUAUUUCCAUCAGGAAUGUGAUCGGUGGAUCCUUCAUAAAGGUCAUUUACCAUAGCAACAUUUAAGUCUGUGUUUUAGCAAUGUAAGAGUUCCAGGGAUUUUCUCACAUAUUUUGACUAAAACUUUGGCUGAUGAUACGGUUCCCUCGCCUCAAACACCCCAGACAGGAAGUAGCAAAGUGUGCAAAAUCAACACGAUGAUCCCGACUUCCAAUCAACACGAUCCUUCUCCAUGAUUUGCGAGGGACUUGCUUAACAAUGGCCACGUUUUGGGCCAAUACUUGAAUGUGAAAAUUAAUUUAUGUAAUGAAGUACAAGACACUUCACCCACAGAUCAGACUUUUUUUAUAUAUAAAAAAGAACUCACUAAUGAUUUUCUAUUUUUUAUCAUAAGAGCAAAUAUAUUGUGAUCAUUCCGAAUGAUGUUUAUGUGGUUUUAAAUUGCUGCUGCUGCUGAGACAUGAAUGAAUAAA